AUGGAGGGAGACAGCCUUCAAAACGACCCGCAGGCGUUUGACAUUGGGAAAAAAGGAUUUCUUAGCUAUGAGGAGUACAGGGGAUACUGCCUCAGUAUACUCAAGCAGCCCUUGGGAAGAAAAAAGGUAGGUGACAGAAUCGAAUACAACGACAUAAGAUUUGCAUCAUGCGAGGUAGAAAUCGAUGGGGUCUUCGACUUCUUUUCCUCCGGAGAAGACUGCAUCUCGCCCCAAACACUCAAGAAGGCGAUAUCUAAGCUUGAGAUGAACAUUUCAGAUGAAGACAUAGCAGUAAUGCUGGACAUGUUCAACUCAGACAAGCUGGUAUCGAGAGAAUCGUUCUCAAGACUGUUUGGAUAG
Encephalitozoon hellem ATCC 50504 is the source of this 360-nucleotide messenger RNA. RefSeq lists its product as uncharacterized. Lineage: Eukaryota; Fungi; Microsporidia; Unikaryonidae. The coding region runs from base 1 to 360 and encodes 119 amino acids. The record is from RefSeq and is a predicted model, not a curated record. The transcript has a single exon.